Paramuricea clavata is the source of this 7576-nucleotide messenger RNA. NCBI's taxonomy places the organism in Eukaryota, Metazoa, Cnidaria, Anthozoa, Malacalcyonacea, Plexauridae. The record is from the annotation of a GenBank genome assembly.
AUGGCCAGUAAUUAUCGUGAGCUAAGCCCAAAGAAGCGAGGACGGCCAGUAAACAAGCUCUCUGUCAAGCUGUUUCUACUUGACCCUGAUAACGAGAUCACAAAAGUUACAAAAGAAACAUGUUCAAGAGAAGCAAUAAAUCAGUUAAUGCAGAAAGGAUGUGGACCUCCUCAACCAGGUAAUGGAGUGUGAAAUUAAUGAUUAUUUUCCAAGUGCAGUAUGAAGGUUGGAUAUGAAACUAGAACUGAGUAUUUUUUUGUCUGUGUUUGUUGUUGCCCAAAUUACACCAAAAUUGAAAGGAUUUGUCCUUUACCUAAGGCCAUAGUAACACACAAAAACAUAUUCAUUAAAAACCUCAAUAAUUCAUGAGGAAAUUAAAAGACAAAGGAAAUCACCAUUCGUGUAGAUACGUUCUACGUGGUUUUAUAUGUGAUAAAAAAUCAUGCUUUCUAAGCCAUUUAUACUCGCAAAAUAAAAGACACGUGUGUUUUGUUUCUGAUAAGCACUCCUAGCUGGUCGUGUUUUAAAUAGUAGAGACGAUUUAGGAUGACAACGCGACGUCAACGGCCAGAAUAAGACUAUUAUUGAUUGUAUCAAUUUAAUACUGUUUGGUUAGCUUGAAAUAGUGGCUUUAUUCAGGUUCAAAAAGUGCUACUACUGUAGUACUGAGCUAAUUUAAUUGCUGGGUACAGUACAUCACUUCUCGCGUCUUGAAAUGCAGGCGUUUUAUCCAAAACGUAAAAGUCUGUAGUUUCCCGUUGUAAACAGACCGUGGGUGUCAUCUCAAACUCCCGUGGGAUAUUUAUCACUUAUUUACUGAGACCGAGAGAAACAGUGUGUUUUGUGGACCCGAGACCGUCGAUGUUUCCCGAGGCGAAGCCGAGGGAAACAUCGACGGUCGAGGGUCCACAAAACACACUGCUUUCCCGAGGUCUCAGUAAAUAAGUGUUUUAUUAUAUAUCAAUAGUCAAAGAAACAACAAAUUAAAGAACAAAUAAACGUAAAUACAUGAAAUGUUUUACUGGCUACACUGCAGUUACUUAAAGCGAAAGUUUUAAUUACGUACUAGGCAUGUCCAAAGGUCGCAUCUUCACAUGAUGGCGCACGUGAUUUUUUUUGUUAUUCGCCGGUCGAUAACGUAUUAUCUCCUUCUCGCGCUGUUGCGAGGGAGACACUAAUUUCGUCACUCUCACGUGAUAUGCUCUCAACCAAUAAAACACUAGAAAAAUGCGACUUUGACUAUUGAUAUAUAAUAAUAAUUAUUCUUUUUUAUAUAUUAUGAAUCUCAUUGUACGAAUAGCCGUCGUCGUCGCGUUGCCGUUCCACAUCGUAUAAAGGUCUCUAGUAAUUAUCCCACUACGGCUGUAUUGCACCUUUAAAAAACGCAUUAAUAUAAUUCAUGAAGAAAACACAAAGAAAAAUCAUCAGCGUGUCGUAUCUGUAUAUGUGAUACAGAUUCAUGUUGAUUUACAUAAACUUUAACUUUGAUUUUCUCGGCUUAGACAGCGUUUAUUUUUAAAAUUACUUGAACUCAUAAGAUGAGUCGUUUUUUAAGUCAUUAAAAGUCGGCUCGAGUUUGUAUAUCCGAUACAACACGGCCGCUCAUGUUGUAAAUAGUACAUAUAGAUAUCUUAUAUUGCACCCCGAUGCGCCCUACGUAUUUUACUGUGUCCAGCGCCAGACUAUUUUACUUGUUAAUCCAUUGUGCUGCAUAAUGUCCCUAUGCACCAAAACUUUAUUAUUUUACUCAGUGUACUGCCAGACAAUCACCGGCAUUUUUUACAAAAAACAGUAAUGGUUUUCAAGAUGGUUUUGGUACUAAUAUUGAUGUGAAUAUUGCCAACAACCAAUAUAUUGGUGGUAUUUAAAUGAAACAGAUUAAUGGCACCAUUAAUGUGAAUCAAAAUUCUGACAGUUUGUUGAGAAAAAACAUUGACAGACAUUGUGCUUUGUUUUCACAUCAAUGGUUUUCAAUAAUUUGAAGGGUUUUAAUGUGGGAAUACAUUUUGAAAAGAAUGAACCAUUAUUGGCUUAUGCUAACUAAAGUUUAUUUUUCACAGUAAUGUUAUUGAAUUCGUAAAUGGGAAUUAUCAAUAUACUAUUAUACAAAAAAAACUUUUGCCAUUCAUUGGUUUUUAAUUUUUGCAAAAAAUGCAAUUAUAUAUAGGCCUUCCAGCAAGAAUCAACUGACCUGCAUCCCUGCGAAUCCGGUACAGAUAUCUGAACACUAAUUGAACAACUGUACAAGUGCCAAGAGCUGACUCAAGUUCUUGUACAUAUAUAUACUGUAUACUAGGGUGAUGCAUGCAUAGUUUGAUAUUUGAUGCCAUGCAUACAGUAGUUUGAUUUCUUAAUUUUUUAACAGAACAUUGUACAAACCCUGAGAAAGACAAAGUGGAAUUUUCAUUGGAACUAACAAAUGUAGAGUUCAAACAAAAGUUAGUUGAAAUUUAUUCCAAGUUAGAAAAUGCUUGUUUUGUGUUGAUGAAAGCUGACAGAAAGAACAAAUUGGAAGAACUGGAUCCUGGUACAUGCUGUUACAGAUGUUACACACCAAACAAUAUUUAUGACAGUAAUCGAGGACAAGGCCGGCUUUACAUACGAAUAAUUGCUGAGAAUGAGGUACUGUUGACUAGAAGGAGCUGUCUGCUGGUCUAUUUGGAAGCUUCGGUUAUAAUAAGAAGCCAGAUGCAACCAUGCAGACCAUCCUGCCAGAACAGCCUAUUUCACUUCGCUUGCUUUCUGCUUGUAAAAUAUUGGAGCUAAUUAUAAAACAAAUUACCUAAUGUCCUAAUUUAGUGAAAACCAAACCGUCCAAUGAAAAAACAAAACAUACAAAAACUCAUAACUGGACUGUGCAAUAGAUUACGUUCUAUUGCAUGAUCUUAUAGAAAUGGUAAUAUCAGGUGAUCAUAAUGAGCCAAUUAAACGACGAGAAUUUAAUAGGCUCUUCCAUUUAGCAGGACAGACUACCAUCCGAUGCGUUGCAAUGUAAUUAUAUUUAUUGUAGAAAUAUUUAGCAUGCAAUCAUCUUUUUUACCGGUCAUCUUUUGCUUUUCUCGUUUCUCGAAAAUCAAAAAUCACCAGUCAAUCGCAUUGUGUUUUCCUUAAACCUAAACAAAUUAUAUUUACCGGCGUGCAAACCUAAAAACCUUACAAUGGUUUUCUGUUCUAGAUAUCGAUGCAGUGUACCCAUGGAAUAUCUCGCAUGGAAAGAUUGCGCAGUACAGUUAGUGGUAGCCAGCUACUUUAUGUACCAAUCUUACCAAAACCUGCUCCUGCAGUCUCUAAAAGUAUAGGUGUUGGAGCUGAAUCAAGGGAAAAUGUGGUCACGUUUGUUGCCAUGCCAACCAAUCGUCAGUUACCAGUGUCAGGUAACCAUGGAAUUGAGUCGAGGCCAUCCUGUACCCCCCGUAUCACGUCAACACUAGAUUUGACAUCAUCGUCAAUUGUUGUUCCUCAGACUGAGUCAACACUACCAGUUCAGAAUUCUGGUAAUAUGGUAGCACAAAGACUCUUGUCCUCGUCAACUACUACUUCUGUAAAUGAAUCGAGGCUACCAGCUUGUAGUUCUGGAAGUUUAACAGCGCAAAGUCCACCACCUGCGUCAGCUAUAAUUUCCGAGACUGAAACAAGACCACCAGUUCACAGUUCUGAUAAUAUGGUAUCACAAAAUUAUUUACCAUUGUCAAUUAUUGUUUCCCAGGCUGCGUCAACACCAGCAGUUCACAGUUCUGGCAAUGUGGUAACACAAAGUCAGUUAUCAAUGUCAGCUGUUCCCCGGACUGCAUCAACACCACCACUUUACAGUUCUGGUAAUAUGGUACUACAAAGUCCGUUUUCAGUUUCAGCUAUUGUUCCCCAGACUGCAUCAACACCACCACUUUACAGUUCUGGUAAUGUGGUAACACGAAGCCCGUCAUCGUUGUCAUCUAUUGUUCCCCAGACUGCAUCAACACCAGCAGUUCACAGUUCUGAUAAUAUGGUAACACAAAAUCCGUUAUUAUUUUCAGCUACUGUUCCCCAGACUGCAUCAACACCACCACUCCAGAAUUCUGAUAGUAUCGUAAGACGACGUCAGUUACCAACGUCAGCUUCGGUUUCUCAGACUGCGUCAAACCAACCAGAUAUAGGUCACUUACAAACUACUGUAUCUGGGACUAUGGCACAUCAAGGGCAAUUUCCCAGACAUGCACCUUUUACGGCUGAUGAAUUUGACCUCGAGGAAAUUAUGGCGAGUUUGACAGACUCGCUGAUGACUGAUACAGAUGAAGAUUCAAAUAUGAACGUGUUUCAAGAAAAAUACGCUGGAUUCCAAAUGCCAAAUGUGGUCACGCGUACUUUGAACAAUCCGAGUUUAUUUGUGACUCCACCCCCCAUUCCUUCUUCUGGUUUUGCUGCAUUCGACCCGUGGGUGAAGCCUCCGCAGUCUCGCGGUUUGGUAGAUAUGAGUAACGAAGUGCAAGCAAACAGUUCAAACGUGCAGGUACAGAUAUUUGAAUUAUUAUAUUUGCUGUAUCUCUAUAAAAUAUAUAGAUCACAUUUUGAGUGUAAGUAACUGUUCUACAAUCAGUGAUAAAACACUUUGGACAGAAUUGCAAAAUAGCGCACGUAUGCAAGAUAGUCGGAACCCCGCGCCCUCCCGCGCUCUCCGUUCAAUGUUGCUUGGACAAAAACUUGCUCAAAAUGUUGCUUGUUAACGACCCAACAUUGUUCAGGGUGGGGGAGGGAGGGAUGAUGUUAUUACGCUGAACAGUAUUUCGAAAUGUGCAGUUAUCUAUAUAUUAUAUCACUAUGGAAAAGCUUUUUGUCACUGGUUAUAAUUUUUACGGAACAUUAAAUCGAACAGCCAUUCCAUCGUCACUCGCGUAACCAAGUCACAAAAUUUUAGGGUUUAAAACUAGUGUUUUCUGCCACUUCUGAUUUUGCAAAAGGCAAACACGCUUUGUACAAGUAACCUUCUAAGGAGAUGUUGAUUUUAAAGUAUUUAAUUCUUAAUAAUUAUUUUUGAGCCAUUGGAUGUAGCGUCUUACUUCUUGUGACUCGCGUGGCAGCCACGAAAACUUACCAAAUUUACUAGUCACUUAUUAAUCUUGACAUGAUGCUAUAACACUUCUGUGAAAUUUUAACAAAAUCAUGUUUGGCAAUUCAAUGUAACUCGCGUGACAUAAAAAGGUGAUUCACGUGACAAGUGGAAAAUUAUGACUAAAAAGCUGGGUGGAAAUAAUAGCAAUUGAAUGUAAAUAUUGCGUCUUGUCACUGGUUUUUGAGACCAUUUCCGGUAACAAUUUAAUAUAAAAUACACAAAGAACUUACAAUGUUUCUUUGUUCUAGAUAUUCCAAGGCACGCCAACACUAGAUUUGACACAAUCGUCAAUUGUUGUUCCUCAGACUGAAUCAACACUACCAGUUCAGAAUUCUGGCAAUAUGUUAACACAAAGGCCCUUGUUCUCGUCAACUUCUACUUCUGUAAAUGAAUCGAGGCUACCAGCUAGUAAUUCUGUGAGUUUAACAGCGCAAAAUCCAUCACCAGCGUCAGUUAUAAUUUCCGAGACAAGACCACCAGUUCACAGUUUUGGUAAUAUGGUAACACAAAUUAAUUUACCAUUAUCAAUUAUCGUUCCCCAGACUUCAUCAGCACCAACAGUUCACAGUUCUGAUAAUACGGUAAAACAAAUUCAUUUACCAUUGUCAAUUAUUGUUCCCCAGACUGCAUCAACACCACCAGUUCACAGUUCUGGUAAUAUGGUAACACAAAGUCCGUUAUCAUUAUCAGCUAUUGUUCCCCAGACUGUGUCAACACCACCACUUCACAGUUCUAGUAAUAUGGUAACACAAAAUCAGUCACCAUUGUUAACUGUUACUUCUCAUACUCCAUCAACACCAGCAGUUCACAGUUCUGGUAAUAUGGUAACACAAGGUCCAUUAUCAAUGUCAGCUAUUGUUUCCCAGACUGUGUCAACACCACCACUGCAGAAUUCUGUUAAUAUGGUAAGACAAAAUCAGUUGCCAACGUCAGCUUUUGUUUCUCAGACUACAUCGAGACUAAAAAGGCCAUUGUUGUCAACUGGUACUUCUGUAAAUGAAUCGAGGCCACCAGCUUGCAGUUCUGGAAGUUUAACAACGCAAGUUUCAUCCCCUUGGCUGAACGCCGGUUUGGAUGACAUGGCAGAUAUGAGUGACGAAAUGCCGCACGGAGAUUGGCUAACCAACAAUGCAAACAGUUCAAACGUGCAGGUAUAGAUAUUUGCUGUCAUUUAGCUUAUAUAGACUAACUUCAUUAAGAUUUAGAGUAAUUCAAAAAAGCCCAAGCAUGCGGGCAGCUCUCGGUAUAAAUGAUUGUUAAUGCCUGUCGUUGUUAAUGCCUGAAAUUGGUGCUAAAAGGUUAGAACCUUUUCUUAAGUUAUAUUUAUGUUCGGCAUCUUUACAAAUAGAUCUUCUGCAUGGGUGAUUUUUUAAAUCCCCAAUAUUAUUAUAUUCGUUGAGCCGCCUAUGCUGACAGGCGGAGGACUGUACCUGACCUUGUAAAGCUUAUCCAGAUAUCUUUGGUGUUAUACCAACAUGCAUUCAACUCAAUUUUAUUGCUAACAGCUCAAACUUCCAGCUUUAAUAUAGACAUUGAAUAUGGUAUAGGUGAGAGAUAACUCUAUACUCUGGGUACACCAGUACACCUGGAAACUUAACUUGUGUCCGAUUAUUCGAGUUACAAGAAAUUAAAAUUCAGAAUAUUUUUUUAAUUUAAAAUAUAUUGUAGAAAUUGGUUAUAAUACACUACCGCGAUAAUAUCGCCAUCAAAAAUGCGGAUACCGAUAUUUUGAAUUUGGGGGCGAUAUAUCGAUAUCGGAUACACCGAUAUGGAUAGCGAUGCAUCACUAUGUUGUUUUAUAUAUAUAUCGAGUCUUACAUAUAUAUCUUUAAUUCUUUACAGGCAAACUUGGAUUUACCAGAAACAGAAGAAUGUAAGUUAGACUUAUCCAAAAUCCUUUUCUUUACAGUUCAUUAGCCCCCGAUUGUUUUUAUAUGUCACUAACGCCUUAUACAGUGUAAUACAGGAUGCACAUGCAGACCUUCAUAAAUGCUGAGGGUCGGUAUUACGAAACACUUCGUUGCUACCGAUGCAUCUUUGACUGGAUGGGGGGCCUGUAUAGACACCACAACAACAGGUGGGAACUGGACACCUGAUGAAAGGGCAAAGGACAUAAAUUACUUAGAAAUCCUAGCAGUUUUCUUGGCAUUGCAAUCUUUUACCUCUGCAGUUGCCGGAAAACAUGUAAAACUGCUAGUUGAUAACACUAUGGCUGUGUUUUCUAUCAACAACAUGGGCACUUGUCACUCUAAAGCAAAUAAUACAUUAGUGGCAAAAAUCUGGGAAUGGUGUAUAAUUAACAAUACAUGGCCCACUGUGGCACAUAUUCCAGGGAAACAAAACACUGUGGCUGAUAGAGAAUCUCGACGAGAAACUGAAUGGUCUCUUAACAAGGACAUUUUUAAUGCCGUAGUUUCAAAAUUGGGGUUUUCUCCUAAUAUUGUUUGUUUGCCUCUAGGCUUAAUUACCAGGUUAAGCCCUAUGUCCUAG